Molecule: messenger RNA, 1179 nt
Organism: Vanderwaltozyma polyspora DSM 70294
Lineage: Eukaryota; Fungi; Ascomycota; Saccharomycetes; Saccharomycetales; Saccharomycetaceae
Exons: 1
Coding region: 1-1179 (392 amino acids)
Source: RefSeq, a predicted model, not a curated record
AUGAAUAAUAUUUUAACUUCGAUAUAUCUCUUAAUCUUUUUGAAAUUCUGUGCGUGCGCAGGAAAUUAUCCAAAUGGAUGUACUUUGGACUCUAGGUGGAAUACCUUAAACUGUUUUACUACGACUCCGUGGGCAAACAAAUUCACAAGUACAAAGAAUGGACCCCUCAGUUAUUGGACAGACCCAAGAGGAGGAAGAGUCAAAUGUAACGGGCAUACUGUUUAUACUCCAACUAAAUGCACUGCUUCCACUACUUACCCAAGCGGAUGUACUAUGGACACUAGAUGUGGUACGACCUUAAAAUGUUAUACCACAACUGCAUGUAGAGAAAAUUACACAUAUACUAAGUGUGCUUCCUGCAAUUAUUGGACAGACGCGUGUGGAACAAGAACUAGAAGUUGCUUGCAGACAGUUUGUACUCCAACUACAUGCACUGUUUCUCCUACUUAUCCAAGUGGAUGUACGUUGGACACUAGAUGUGGUACGACCUUAAAAUGUGUAUCCACAACUCCGUGUAAAGAAAGAUGUCUAUAUCCUCCACCAGGUACAUCCUGCAAUUAUUGGACUGGCCCAUGUGGAACCAAAACUAAAAGUUGCUGGCAGACCGUUUGUACUACAUCUAAAUGUACUACUCCUAUUGUUCACCCAAGUGGAUGUACUUUGGACUCUAAAUAUAACACCUUAAAUUGUGUAUCCACAACUCAGUGUAAAGAAAAAUGUUUAUCUCCACCAAAGCCUACUACAUCUUGCAAUUAUUGGACAGACCAAUGUGGAACCAAAACUAAAAGUUGCUGGCAGACCGUUUGUACUACAUCUAAAACAGAAACGCCAAUACCUACUAAAUCUAAAACAGAAACUCCAAUUCAAACUUCAUCUGAAAUAGAAACUCCAAUUCAAACUUCAUCUGAAAUAGAAACUCCAAUUCAAACUUCAUCUGAAAUAGAAACUCCAGUUCAAACUUCAUCUGAAAUAGAAACUCCAGUUCAAACUUCAUCUGAAAUAGAAACUCCAAUUCAAACUUCAUCUGAAAUAGAAACUCCAAUUCAAACUUCAUCUGAAAUAGAAUCUCCAGUUCAAACUUCAUCUGAAAUAGAAACUCCAAUUCAAACUUCAUCUGAAAUAGAAUCUCCAGUUCAAACUUCAUCUGAAAUAGAAACUCCAAUUCAAAAUUUCAUCUGA